UUUCCAAUCUCAUGGCUAAGAUUCAAAUCCACUCAGCACUAUUUUUCCUUCCUCAUCAGCAACCAAACUCGAAGUUCUGCUUUUACAGCUCUGUACUUCACUUCAAACCCCAGCUUCGUGAUACAUGUUAACUCUAGUCCAUAACUUGUGGUGUCAAAUUCUGAAUGUUGAUAUGUAUUCAGCAAAACCUAUUGCCUUAAGAUGGUGGUGGUGAGCAGAAUUAACAGAUGACAGGGACAACAGUCCUUAACCUCCAAACCCAUCUCUUGUUACCAGUAAAAGAUCCACCAGGAAGCCAAGAACUCAGUUUCAGGCUUAAGGAGCAAGAAAGCUUAUCACUUUUGAAGAGAUGCAAGAACUUGGAGGAAUUCAAGCAAGUCCAUUCCCAUAUUCUCAAGUUAGGUGUUUCCUGUGAUUCUUUUGUUGCAGGGAAUCUUGUAGCCACUAAUGUUCUCUCAGCUUGGGGAAGCAUGGACUAUGCCUGCUCGAUUUUCGAACAAAUCGAGGAACCGGGUUCGUUUGUAUGCAACACCAUGAUCAAGGGGCAUGUGAAGGCUUUGAACUGGGAUCAAGCAUUGCUUGUUUACUGUGAAAUGCUUGAGAGCGGAGUUAGACCAGACAAUUUCACUUACCCAAUUGUUCUCAAGGCUUGUGCUUGGUUAGUGGCAAUUGAGGAAGGAAAGCAAAUUCAUGGGCAUGUUUUUAAGCUUGGGCUUGAAAAUGAUGUGUUUGUGCAGAACAGUUUGAUCAGCAUGUAUGGCAAGUGUGGUAAGGUACAACUUUCUCGUAGUGUUUUUGAGCAAUUAAUGGAUCAAAAGAGUGUUGCUUCUUGGAGUGCUAUAAUUUCAGCUCAUGCUAGUUUGGGAUUGUGGAGUGAGUGUUUGAAGCUUUAUGGGGAUAUGAGAAGGGAGGGUUUGAGGGCUGAAGAAAGUACAUUAGUAAGUGUGCUCUCUGCUUGCACUCAUUUGGGUGCACUUAAUUUGGGAAGGUGUUGCCAUGGAUAUUUGUUGAGAAACAUUAGUGCACUCAAUGUGAUAGUAGAGACUUCCUUGAUAGAUAUGUAUGUUAAAUGUGGGUGCUUAGAGAAAGGGUUGAGUCUAUUCCAAAAGAUGAUCAAGAAGAAUAGAUUGUCCUACACAGUGGUGAUCUGUGGGCUUGCUAUCCAUGGACAUGGUAGGGAAGCUCUUGAGCUAUACUCGGAGAUGUUUCGAGAAGGUUUGAAACCUGAUGAUGCUGUCCAUGUGAGUGUACUGAGCGCUUGUAAUCAUGCAGGCCUAGUAGAGGAGGGUCUCCAAUGUUUCAAAAGGAUGAAAUAUGAGCACGAAAUUCAACCUAAAAUUGAACACUACGGUUGCCUGGUAGACCUCAUGGGUAGAGCAGGAAGGCUUGAGGAAGCAAUGCAGCUCAUCAAUAGCAUGCCCAUUAGGCCGAAUGACGUCAUAUGGCGAAGCCUUCUUAGUGCUAGCAGAGUUCAUAAGAACCUGGGAAUCGGGGAGAUUGCAGCUGAAAAGCUGUUCCAGUUGAACAUGCAUAACCCUAGUGAUUAUGUGGUCCUAUCGAAUUUGUAUGCUCAAGCUCAAAGAUGGGAUAAUGUGGCAAGAAUUAGAACAGAAAUGGCUUCCAAGGGCUUGACACAAACACCUGGAAGUAGCUUGGUUGAGGUGAGGAGAGAAGUGCACAAGUUUGUUUCACAAGAUAUGUCACACCCCCAAUGUAAGCGCAUCUACGAGAUGAUACACCAGAUGGAAUGGCAAUUAAGAUUUGAAGGCUAUUCUGCAGACACUACUCAAGUACUACUAGAUGUAGAUGAAGAAGAGAGGAGAGAGAGGUUGAAGUAUCAUAGUCAGAAGUUAGCAAUUGCUUUUGCACUCAUACAUACAUCUCAGGGAUCUCCUAUAAGAAUAGUUAGAAACCUCAGGAUGUGUAGUGACUGUCACACGUACACUAAAUUUAUUUCAAUUAUCUAUCAAAGGCAAAUUACGGUAAGAGAUCGAAACAGGUUCCACCAUUUUGAAGAUGGAAUUUGCUCAUGUAGAGACUACUGGUGA
Molecule: messenger RNA, 2048 nt
Organism: Fragaria vesca subsp. vesca
Lineage: Eukaryota; Viridiplantae; Streptophyta; Magnoliopsida; Rosales; Rosaceae
Product: pentatricopeptide repeat-containing protein At1g31920-like
Exons: 1
Coding region: 228-2048 (606 amino acids)
Biological process (GO): RNA modification
Molecular function (GO): protein binding; zinc ion binding; RNA binding
Source: RefSeq, a predicted model, not a curated record